Molecule: messenger RNA, 2388 nt
Organism: Penicillium paradoxum
Lineage: Eukaryota; Fungi; Ascomycota; Eurotiomycetes; Eurotiales; Aspergillaceae
Product: PDPK1 family serine/threonine-protein kinase
Exons: 3
Coding region: 1-2388 (795 amino acids)
Biological process (GO): intracellular signal transduction; peptidyl-serine phosphorylation
Molecular function (GO): protein serine/threonine kinase activity; ATP binding
Source: RefSeq, a predicted model, not a curated record
AUGAACGGAGAUCUCAGCCUGUCCCAAACUUUGGGAGGGCUUCGGAUAGCCAAUCCAGAUCAUUCGCCUCUCCCAGCAGAUGAUGCGACCGCUGAGUCAACAGCCUCCAACCCGUUCGGACUGCCGGACGGUUCGGUAUCAACACAGAAUCCCACGCAUGACGAACAGUCUGUCUUCCCUCCUGCGCCCUUUGAAUAUCCGACAGACGACCGCCAGACCUCAUCCCACCAAACCUCCCCAGAUAUCCAACCUGUGCUAUCGGGGUCUUACCAGUCAUACUCCGCUCCGCUCCUCUCAACCCCUCCGAAUCCCAACCGACCCCUUUCCUCCGUCUACGUAAAUGGUUCGGGAAAUCCGGUGCUCUCUCGUGACAAUACAUAUCGCAUUCGAACCGAUUCCGGUGCUUCGUCUGCAUCAGGGAACCAGGCGCGAUUAGAUACACGAGGGGGUUCAUCGGCAUUACAUGCCGGUGUUCUAGCGCGCGACAAUUCUCACAGCGACCGGUCAUACCGGACGGCGCAAAUUCCAGGCAACGGCCCGGCGGUUAUGCGUCAGCCGUCUCGAGCACAAGCAAGGAGCGGCGGUGUCUCCCAGAUGCCGCGAACAUCCUACAUGGCAGAAAACGGGCCCAUGGCGAGCAGCGAGGAAUGGCAGGAACGUGGUGCCGCGGUCUCCGUGCGACAAGAGGUGGAUGCCAAUGGUCAGACUGUGUCUCGUUAUAUCAAGAAGGGAGUCCGCGACUUCUCAUUUGGAAAUACGCUUGGUGAAGGCUCCUACAGUACGGUCGUCUUUGCAACGGACCGGCAGACUUUGAAGGAAUACGCGAUCAAGAUUCUCGAUAAACGACAUAUCAUCAAGGAGAGAAAGGUUAAAUACGUGAACAUCGAGAAGGACACACUCAACCGCCUGACCGAUCACCCGGGAAUUGUCAGAUUAUAUUAUACCUUCCAGGAUGAGCAGUCGCUAUAUUUUGUACUAGACUUGUGCAAAGGAGGAGAGCUGCUUGGUGUUCUGAAACGGAUGACCACAUUUGACGAAGAGUGUACACGGUUCUAUGGCGCGCAGAUCCUGGACACGAUAGACUAUAUGCACAAGCGCGGUGUGAUCCACCGAGAUCUGAAGCCCGAAAAUGUGUUACUUGACAGCGGGAUGCAUGUCAAAAUCACCGACUUCGGUACAGCCAAGAUUCUCAAGACUCCACGAAUUGAUCCCAGUUCAACUGGCAUUCUUCCUCUUGACUCGGCCGAACUUACUCAGGAAGAGCGAGCGAGCUCUUUCGUCGGCACGGCGGAAUAUGUCAGCCCGGAGCUGCUGACAGACAAAAAUGCAUGCAAAGCCAGUGACCUCUGGGCCUUUGGUUGCAUCAUCUACCAGCUUUUGACCGGUCGUCCACCGUUCAAAGCUGGAAACGAGUAUCAGACCUUCCAGAAAAUUGUGGCACUGGACUAUGAGUUCCCAGUUGGGUUCCCUGCUGUCGCGCGUGAUCUCGUUGAACGUCUCCUCGUUCUAGAACCUACUCGGCGUCUUCAGAUUGAGCACAUCAAAAACCAUGAGUUCUUUGAUGGCACCACGUGGGGUCCAGAUCUAUGGAAGCAGAAGGCACCUCGCUUGAAGGCCUAUGUACCUCCUGCACGAGACCCCAUCAAGCUCAACGACAAUAAAAACGGGGACAGUAUGCCGCCAGUCGUUUCGACUGCUCCUUCCAAUGCUCCAAAUUCCAGUUCGCGCCAUCUUCCGCGGGUGGUGACUGAGCUACCUCCACCAAGUCAAUUGGAUAUUGAAUGGUCGCCAGUUCUGAGCAAAUCCAACGAGCGGAUCUUGAAGUUAGGAAAUCUUAAAAUUCUCUCGAUUCUUUUCGGGAAGCGCUACGAAGAAACGACAACGACUGGUGAUGGUCACAUCAUCCGCGCGGAUCAUUUUGGCUGCAUCGGGGGUGAUGAGAAGAAGAUCAAGCUUGAGAUUCCUCUGCUCGCUCAAGGGACAAGUUACCGGAGCACAACUGAUUCCAAAGGAAUCUCGUCUUGGGUUGUGGAUACGCGAGACAAGCAUUACGUUUUUGAGGAUCCCAAACCAUCGUCGAGCAAUAUCGCUGCUACAGCAGUUCAGGUCCAGGAAUGGCUGGACGCUUUGGACAGAUCCCGGCAGAUGGCAGCGCAACAACAAACUGCAGGCUUCUCUGACGAUGCUUUCCGCGACCUCUCGUCGGGCUUCCCUAGCCCCGCCAAUACGCUAGACCGCACAUCUGAAAUGCAGAAAGAUGAUCGUGGCCCACCAUCAUCGGGUCGAAAUCAUUUAAUAAAACAGCAGGCCCCCGACACCGAGUCGACGAAAGGAAGGAAACGCUUCAGCAGGCGACAUUCGAAAAAUGGCCUCGCUGCGGUGUUCUAG